CGUCGCCCGCUCGCUCGCCUUCGCCGGCCACGCCGCCCGCCCGUGCCCCUGCUGCCUCGGCGCUCGGCAGCCGUCGGUCUCGCCUCGCCACCGCCGCGACGCACGAGCAGGCCGCGGUUUCGCUGGCCCUUGGGGCUCCGUGGUGCGCGAAUCAUCUCCACCCCCCUGCUUUCCCUCCCUCCUUCGAUCCUUCCUUAUGGUUCGUGUUGGGGCGAUUGGAUUUGAGUCUCACCAGUCGGGGUUCGCUUCAGUUAACUCCACGAAUUCCUUGGAUUUUCUCUCUUGAAUGUUUCUUGGGUCUUCAUGGGUUUAUCUGGUGCUUGCUUUAACAACUCACAGGUUGCUCUGUUUUGGUCUCUGCUAUUGACGAUAAAUUGGUUGGGUGGCUCCAGAUUUCUUGCCAAAUUCACCUCUGCUCCCGAGUUUAUCUGCCGCUUCUGACUGUUACCGGAGAUUUUGGGUUCUGCACAUGUUCCUGGGCUUCGGUGGCUUUCGAUUUGUACUGUGAUUUCUCCCGGAAGCUUUCUUUUGGGAUCUCGUGGCGUUCUUCCGGGGAUGCGAGGUUCCUGGGUGUCUGUCACGGGAGCUUUUGGAUUCCUUUUUGGUGUGCACGCUUUGAAAUCUGAGCAGAGGGUGAUUACUGUUUGUUCUGUCUUUUCCAAAUAGAUUCUCUUUAAUUCGUGUUCCAGUUCUGUGAUCGCCACUAUCUUGUAUUUUCAUUCUUGGUGAUGCCUCGUGUGCGUCAGUAUCUUGGGCUGCAAAGCCUUUUUCCCUUUCUGUCAAAACAAGAAUAUCUGAGGAUAUCUGAGGCAGGAACCUUGCUAAUAAUAGUGGUGAGCUCUUUGACAACCAUGUGUCCCCCAAAUCCUGAGCUGAAACUGGCGGCACUUAACAUCAGUAUCAGGGAUUCCUGGAGUGACGAGGAACUUGUGAGAUUCUUGGCAGAGAGGAAAGCCGAGGAUCCCCUUCCGCAGGACGUGCUUGUGGGUCUGGACUUCUCCCUCGUUGAUCCACGGAUCUUCACUGUAGACCUAUGGUACUUGUGCUGGUCAGAUGAUCAACAGCCUAAUAACAGUGCUGAAAACAGUAUCAGAAAGGCAAAAAAUGGAUACUGGAAACAUGUGGAGUCAUGCAAAGUACCAACAAGUAUAGGUAUCAUGGGCAUGAAAAUUAUUUUGCAGUUUUAUGAAGGUCAUGCACCAUGUGGCAAGAGAACUGGGUGGGUGAUGCAUGAAUAUCAAGUGGAACAGAAUGACGAAGCUAAUCUACCACAGGAUUACAAGUCUCUGUGUAGAGUAUUCUUUCAGGGUGACAAAAAGCUAGAUGAUAAAAGUCAACAAAAUUCUCUGAAUGUAGAUGCUCCUAAUGAUAGAUUGGAGACUUACCUUCAGUAUCUUGCCAAACUAGAAGAGCCAAAGGUCACAGCAGAUGCAAAUGAGGAGGAUGUUUGUUCUAGCAAAGUACAGUUUGAGCAAAAACCUCUGAGUGCUCUAGACGAUAUUGAUGUUAUUGCUACUGGGGACUACAUAGAGCUGAAUGACCUACUAACCUCAGAAGCCUCUGCAUCAACUUCAGAAAACUCAAGCAAGCGAUCUAUGGUUUCUGAGGAUUAUUUUGAUAGUGAUGCAUUCCUACGUGAAAUUUUGAAAGGCAGUAACACAACUGAUGGACUAAAUCAAGACCACAAGUUCAGCAUAGCUGCACCUACUAAAUCAGCUAAUGUGGUACUCAGCCCUUCAGAACAAGGUAGCAUGGUCCUUCUGUUAAGUUGUAAUUUAAGAGGGCUAGUUCAGUUCCAUGAUAACAAUGGCAUGGUACCUGGAACUUCACAUCAGAAGCCAGUGCCGGAAGGUGAUAGAGGUGAGCAUUCAAGACAGGGGUUUCAGCAGCAGGGCCCUUCUAUGUCUUCCUAUUUCCCAAGCAGCCAUGUGAAGCCAAGCCAUUCCAACAGUUCUAGUAGCUCGCAGAGCAGCAUGAAGUCUCAUAAAGAGCAGUCUACCAGUAAAUUUGGAAUGAUAGGAAAGAAGUACUGCUGCUUCGGAUCAUUCUAGUCCAAUGCAUAGCUUCUGUUCUAUUUUUGUACAGGAUAGAACAUAGGGAAGAAUCAGUCUUUCCUCUUCAUCAUUAGGCACAUACUGCGCAAAUUGCUAUAGUGACAUUGACUGGUUGACGCAACAAGUAGUUGCCAUAUGUUGUGAAAUUGAAACUAGAUGGUAGCUAGUUUGAAGCUACCUGGAACCAAACAAUACGAGCUGUGGAAAGUUUUCCACUUUUUGUUCAUGUAAUGAUAAUGUGGUGAAUACCUUGGGCUCA
Molecule: messenger RNA, 2313 nt
Organism: Panicum hallii
Lineage: Eukaryota; Viridiplantae; Streptophyta; Magnoliopsida; Poales; Poaceae
Product: NAC domain containing protein 52-like
Exons: 6
Coding region: 729-2051 (440 amino acids)
Biological process (GO): regulation of DNA-templated transcription
Molecular function (GO): DNA binding
Source: RefSeq, a predicted model, not a curated record